This is a messenger RNA of Pocillopora damicornis (cauliflower coral), 2698 nucleotides long. RefSeq names its product neuropeptide FF receptor 2-like. The record is from RefSeq and is a predicted model, not a curated record. Gene Ontology annotation, biological process: G protein-coupled receptor signaling pathway; cellular response to hormone stimulus. Gene Ontology annotation, molecular function: G protein-coupled receptor activity; peptide binding. Gene Ontology annotation, cellular component: plasma membrane. NCBI's taxonomy places the organism in Eukaryota, Metazoa, Cnidaria, Anthozoa, Scleractinia, Pocilloporidae.
UGAAAUUUAUUACAUUUCGAAGUGCAUGCAUUUUAUAGCUCACUUAAUGGAAGUAAUUAUGUUAUUGCAUCAGCAAAUCUACGAAACAGGAGAAAAUAUAACUCUUCAUUGUCUUGAACGCGACAUAAAUACAUGGGCAUGAAACCAACGUGACUUGGCUCUUUUAUUUUCUCCUGAAAAGGUAAGCUGUUUGCACUAACCAAAUGAACAAAAACACAGCUGCAAAAUGCUCUGCAAUAGUGAUUCAUAUCUCUCGACCGUGUCCUUGACUUUGAGAAUUCCUCUUCGAAUAAAACGGAAAAAAGUUGUCGAGAUUUAAAGGUUCCAAAAACCUCAAUGUAGAUAACAAGUCCUGUUUUCUUCCCUCAACCAGCUGCAGAUAACAUUAUUCUUAAAUCUUUUGAGCAACGCGAUUUACAUAUUCAAUUUUUUUAAACAAAUUUAGAAAUUCCAUUUGCUUCUUUGGGACAAUCAAAAUCUUAUAUUAGAAAAAAAGAAUAAACGAGGCAACUGUUAACUCUAACUUUCCAUCACAGUAAAUCCUGCCUAAAGCCCGUGCAUAUAUUUCCAAGAAAAAUCGUGUUUCAUUGGUUACUGUAAGGCUUACGUGCGCAGCGCGCUAAGAGAAACUUAUCCACAAUAUUGGAUAAUGCUCUUUCAAAAUAACUCCGUUUUUGCCGCUGGUGGUAGUGAAAAGAUGAAAACUUAAUACAACUCUGCCGGUGAUAAAUCUUUGCAUGAAACAAGUUGUUGAUUAACGUGUUAGAAGUAAUCAAGACUUGAGUUUGAGAAGGUCUUCGUGGGUAGCAUAUGAAAAUGGUCUCUGCAGAGGUAAAGAUACCUUUAAGCAUUUUGGCAGUCCUUGUUAUGUUCACUAAUGGCGUAGUUUGCUUUCUGGUGUGUAUCAACAAAAAUUUAAGGACAUACACCAAUGGAUUUAUCGUUUCAUUGGCGGUGUCUGAUAUCUUGGUAGGGGUCACACUAUUUCUUCAGUACGCCCUAUCAGUAAAAGAAGCAGUGACCCUAAAUAUCUUGUACACCACAGCUUUGGUUGGAAGUGUGGCAAAUUUGAGCGCUGUAACUUUCGACCGAUACGUCGCUUGUAUGAGGCCCUUCAAUUACGCGAACACUAUCGUCAAGUCUUUUUUCCCAAUCGUGGCAUUUUGUUGGAUCAUGGCUGUAGUCUGCGCAGUUCUUCCACUCUCUUGGACUGACAGCGAUGUAGCAGGCUUGGCUCUGAGAAUUUAUCAGAUUUGUAUUCUCCUUCUGGGUAUUGCGAUACCUUAUGUCUGCAUCUUUAUCAGCUACGUGCGAAUUUCCCGCCAAGUUCGUAAAAUUGUAACGAGAGAGAGAAAACUGGUCAAUUCCGUAAAGGCAUGUCCCAGAGCAGAUUUAAGAGCAAGGAGGGUGUCCUCGGAGGCAAAGGUUACUAAAGUGUUCGUUGUAAUAGCCGUAAUGUUUGUUUUGAGCUGGUUGCCAAUUAUAUGGACUACUUUGGUCUACGCACUCGGGAAGCCGCAGCUAUUGCCCAAGCACGUUGCCCUACUCUCGCCAUUCACGCUAGCCUUUGGCUCUAUUGUAAAUCCUUUACUGUAUUCAUUCAUGAAGCCAGACUUUAAGUCUGUAUUUAGGAAACUUUUUCAUUUGAACAAAGUGCCGCAGCGGUCGCGGAGGGAACAGCAUCUUUCACGGAAUAACACGAGUGAAUUUCCUGCCCCAAGCGCUGUAACAACUCCUUCCACAUUAAACUUGCAGUCAGUGGCGCUAAUAAAUAUUUCACAGAUCUCUAGUUAAUGCAUGGGAAAAGCCUCACAAGAUCUCAACAAAAUAAAAGAUAAUGCAAGGGUGUCUCGUUUAUUGACCGAAUUGUAAAACAAAGAACAGCUGGUAAGGUUAAUAGGACGAAGUCUCGAAUUUUGAAUUAGCACUGAAAAAAUGAUUUAAAAAAAAAGAAAAAAAGAAAAAAAAAAAAGAAAUUCAGUUCCUCUUACACUAAUAUCAAAACGAAUAAAGAUUAAGUUUUACUUAAUAGAAUUUACUGACCUUUAUCUCAAAUAUAGAAAGGCAGAUGCCUGGUUGAUGUAUUUAAUUAUCAGCGAGAUAUUAAAAUACAGCUUAAGUGCGCUUUUAAAGUAAGGUUUUGAAAUGUGGUGGGUGUUUUAUCAAGGUAGCUGUCUUUCACCAUAAUGAAUGUACACUCAACGAGAUCUGCAUAAAAACGAGAAUGUAAUUUUUCGAUGAACGGGUUAAUACCUGUCUUUCAAAAUAUCCUUUUCAGUUGCUACUGUAUGCACAAGAUAGAAAGCUUAUCACGUAAUUCAGAUUUUAAUUAUGCUGACCGUAUAAACAAGAGGAAAUAAAAUCAUAUAUUGUUAAAAAUGCGUCAUAAUUUCGAAUCAUUGCUUAGAAAUGACAAAUGCCAACAUGACGAAGUAGAAUCUGUUUAGAAAGUGCAGCUGUAUACAUUUGGAUUGCACCGAAAAAGCAAACACAACAUUGUCAAAAGCUGUCAAGAACUUUACGAUCCUGAAAUAAAAAAAUCAAUUACUUGAAUUGAAAAAUAUGACAAUCUUGAAACCUACGCACGGUGGAAAAGACGUUGUGAAUUGUGUUACGACACGUUACAUGAGGCAAACACGAAAAGUGAUAAAGAUGUUCAAACAAAACGAUUAAAAAUAGAAAAAUCAAUAAAGAGAUA